Messenger RNA from Besnoitia besnoiti, 1794 nucleotides. RefSeq names its product zinc finger protein. The transcript has 13 exons. The coding region runs from base 1 to 1794 and encodes 597 amino acids. Gene Ontology annotation, molecular function: zinc ion binding. The record is from RefSeq and is a predicted model, not a curated record. Lineage: Eukaryota; Apicomplexa; Conoidasida; Eucoccidiorida; Sarcocystidae.
AUGGCUUUGAACCCGGGGGGCGAUUUCCGCCUCUCCGAGAAAGACCUGGGAGUCGUCCUGCGCGACUCCGACGAGUGGGCUUUUCUCGAGUACCUUCUCCAGAUGAGCGUCCGCACCUCGCGCGUGCGGCUGCUGCAGGCUUGGAACAUCGCACCGCCGCACCUGAUUAGCGCCUUCGAGAAGCGCACAAAGGGCCGCUUGCUCACGUACUCCUUUGUCGACGCGACUUCGCUCGAUGAAGAAAACUCUCUGCAAGACGUUGCGCGCCGCGGCUUGAGAAUCCCCACCCAGGGCAUGCGCUUCGCAGUUGGGAACUUCAGCCUGCCUGGGUUCCCACUGAUGCGCGGCGGACCGGGCGAAGCCGAGGACCCCUUCCUGCUGCCAUCCAGCGUAGUGGCUGCUCAACAGGAUGAGGCGAAAAAAGAGAGAGGGGAGUUCCUCGAUGCGGCGCGCGCGCAGCUUCUCACGGGAGAAAGACGCGUUUUCGAGUUCCUCCUCUGCCAAGUUGGCGUCGGCCGCUCUGUGGUCGUCGAGGACGAGAAGGAGGCGAGCGGAAGUCGCUUUUCGCUUCUGUGGGAGUACGACUCCGCGUACCUCGAGAAGGGCUGCCCGCCGCCGGAGGAGAGUUUGACUGUGCACUACCAGGCGGUGGAAGAGCUCAAGUACGGCGAAGACGGCGUGCUGAAGAGGCGCGACGACGACGAGGGGCGCGGCCGCGCGGCGUCGCUCGUCCUCGACGGGAAGCGCGUCACCCCGGGCGUCUUGCCUCAGUAUACCUUCCGCCACGACUACGUGGUGUACGACUCCUCGCAGGUGCUUCCCAAGUUUUUCCUCUUGUUCGAAAUGGAUCCUGCGCUCGAGGAGCUCUUUGCCGUGCCGCUCUGCGACAACUGUCAAGACAACCCCGCCUGCAUUUGGUGCCCUGCAGACAUCGCGCGGCUGUGCACGUCGUGCGAUGAGCUCAUUCACAAGCAGAACAAACUCGUCUCACGCCACAUUCGCGUCCCGCUGAAUGAGAUGCCGCGACCCUUCGGGACUUGCAAGUUGCACCCUGGCGAGCUCUACGAGCUCUUCUGCUCCAUCUGCCACGUUCCCGUCUGCCGGCUCUGCCGCGGAAACCACCUCCACAGCGCGCCGGGGAAGUCGGUCGGCAGCUCCGGCCCGCGGUCGAUAGUGGCUGGCGGCCGCUCCCUGAUGCCGCUGAACAAGCCGUACAAAGCGAUCCUGCAGAUGGCUCGCAAACCCCAUUUCAUUCUCGCCGCGCGCCGCUCCGAACUGGAAAAGCGUCUCGACGAAAUUCAGCGCAUGCUCGACGAUGUGCGGCGAAACUGUCGCGAAGAAGAGCAGAGAUGCUACGCGAUCCUCGAGGAAGCCAUGACUCAACUGCAUGGUUGCUCGGAAGACAAGAUGGGCGUCGUCUUGUCGCAUCAGCUCGAGCUUCAGAGAGAAAUCGACACGAUGGAGUGGAGCGAAUCCUUUCUGCAGUAUCUCCGCAGCGUGCUGCCCCCUGCGGACUUCCUGUAUGCCUGGUUGCGUCACUCUCGCCUGCGCGACGAACUCGAUUCGCUUUCUGGGGAUCCUGCGAUACUCUCUCGCAACGUCUUUCCUGACAUGCGUCUGCAGGGGCGCGUGGACAUUCUCACGGACUCUGCGCUCCGGCGGCGCGACCAGUGCCUCACGCAGAAGAGCGAGAGCGAGCAGGUUUCGCCUGCGGGUGGCAAGGCGAAGGAAGAGCGACCCGCGGGCGAGAAGCGCGUCCAGUUCGACCCCACACUGCUCGCGGGUUCGGGGUAG